Molecule: messenger RNA, 6303 nt
Organism: Chelonus insularis
Lineage: Eukaryota; Metazoa; Arthropoda; Insecta; Hymenoptera; Braconidae
Gene: zfh1
Product: Zn finger homeodomain 1
Exons: 7
Coding region: 2304-4394 (696 amino acids)
Molecular function (GO): DNA binding
Source: RefSeq, a predicted model, not a curated record
AGAAGUUGUCAAUUAAAACAAUGAGUUCUAAAAUACGUGUGAGGCGAUCACGCGUCUCUCGUCAAGAUAUAUAUGUAAUAUAACUUUACAUCGUUAUUCGCGGUGCUUUGAUCAAUUAUGGACAUACCAAGUGAUCUGAAGCGAUAUUAACUUUAUGCAUCACGAGUUCUUUCUCAUCACCAUAAUCAUCAUAAUAGUUGUUAACUUUGUCAUAUAGUGCAUAAGCACUUCACCGUUACGGUAAACAAAAGAAUAAACUGUAGAUUGUGGGUGAAUAAAAUCUUGGAACGCGGUCGAGUUAAUAAGAGCAACGAGAGUCAAAAGAAAGCACACAUCCCAGAGUGUAUAGAGAGAUAAAAGCAGCUUGUAACCGGGCUAUUAUCAUCAACGUUGAACGAAGAAACAAAGAUACAGAUGUUUCCGGUAACAAAUGCCGUCGCGAUAUGACUCGGAGCCUAUCAAUGUAUGAUGUCAAUGUAUCUCAUUAAAUACGACUUAUCACGUAAAUGACCAAGUUUAAGAACAAAAAAAAUAUAAAGAUUGAUAGUUGAUGUACUGGGAGUUUAUUAAACAAAAAAUAAAGGGCUUAUUCAUCAUGAUUGAAGGAGUAUCAUCUUACGACGUGAAAAAUUUCUCGGGGCACAUCUUACAGCAUCCACAGCCCUGGAUCCUGAUUGCGCUAGUCGCGGGGCGCAGGUAGGGGACGUGACAAAGAUGUGUAGUGGACGAGGCUGAUGGCGAAGAGGGGACCAAGUGGUCUGUGGCGGGGAAAGCUAGCGAGUAGGACAGAGAGUAACAUCUACCAAUUCGUUGGUCCACAGUAACAUGAAAAGGAAGAGAAAUGGGUCGUUUGAAUUGAAACAAGCAAGAAAGAGUAUACAAGUAGUGGGGAUACGGUUGCUGUUGACGCUUGAGAGAGAGAAAAAAGCUUAGAGUCAACGGGGGCGGUGGCUGUACCGUCAUACGGCCGCCAUCACCAUCCACAUCCCGAAUCCUAUAGUACACAAUACGCAGUUCUCCCAAUCUCCAUUGCCUUUGCCUUUGCCAUGUGUGUUAGUUAGAACUUCGCGGUACCCGCCGGUGCGCUUCUCUCUUCUAUACUUACUCUUCUAGAUGGUUUAGUAUACCGACAUUCUCCGCUUUGCCCGCGCCUCUGCCAUGCCCUAGCACCGGAGGCUCACCGCGUCGUACUAUCUUUCUCUCUCUCUCCUCUCUUCUUUACGUCCUCUAUUCCCUUCCUGUGUUAUACUUUGUGUUUUAACAACCCCAAGAAUAACGACAUACCCUCGUGCUCUCGUGAACGUGUUAAAGAACAGUGAAAGGUGAAUUAAGUGAUUAAUUCCAUUAACUACAGCCGACCAAAAGCUCAUCAUAAGCUGAAGAGGACAAACAAGAAUAAGUGUGCACAUUCUGCGAAUUAUUAUUUUGCAAUGUGUCUCGCGGUUGUUUGCAACAGACAUCGCGGAGCUCGGAGAUGGAACAUAUUAAUAUUCGCGCUGUGCGGUGAGAAAUAAUUACUUUCAACGGCCAACGACCGGACACUGCAUGUGUGUGUGUAUUGAUACAACGUGUACAAGUGUUGUGUUAUUUUUUAUUUUAUGUUGUUAUAAUUGUUUAUUAUUAUUGAAGAACAUUGUGAUUGAAGUAAUAAGACCCGCCCUAAGAUUAUCCCAUCGUCUUCGAGGUAUCGACUCUUUUCAGACCAUCACCACACACUCUACGCACUCGCCAUUCUCUUGUACGCGGCCCCACCUUCUGCCUUAUCGACGAGAUACGUGUCUGCUUUUAUAGCUCUGAUAUGUAUAUACAUAUAUUAUAUAUGUAUACAUGUGAAAUAUUUGAAAUUUAGAGCUUGACUACUUUGCUGAACCAACGAGACAAACAUUUGAUGUUGUUUCCCCGCGUCCGUCUGCUGCCGACCGCUAGGCUAGUGGUCACAAUUUCCGUCGGCGCUACGUCAUCAUCAACGUCGUCGGAGUCGUCGCAAAACAUCCAAGUAGACAAGCUAAAUAAAACGUUACGACGCCGACUCCACGCGGUUCGUGGAAAUCAAGGACAUAGUCGAAAACAUCAUCAAUAUCAUCAUCCAAGUGUUGGAUCACCAUCACGUUGGUAUUCGAAAUUGUUACUCGCAUAAUGUCCUAGGAAUACAACUUAAUACACGAGGACAUCUUCAAGGACUCACGUCCACGUUCACGACUGCUACAAGUUAAUAUGAGCAUGACUCUUGUGCGAAACACAUUUAAAGUUGAUGAAGCGAAAAACUUGUCCAAUCUGGUUUAAAUCACUAAUUGGCAGCUUACAUGAUACAUGUACAAAGAAGGUGCAGUGGAGACGAAUCCAGCGUGGAACUAGCAGAAGUUAGUAGCGGUGGGGCUAGUACUGAGGGCGGAGGUGGUGAGGGAUCGGCUAAACAAGAAGAAAGGUGCCCACAGUGUGGCAUUCUAUGUCGGAACCUUCACGUUCUUCAACUCCACCUCGAAGACGCCCACAAAACCGCAUUCGUCAUUGAUAAGCGCGAUCUUAGUGCUCAAUUUUCUCAAGUUUCCUGCAAAGUUUGCAGUAAGACAUUUGCCAACGUCUAUCGUCUACAAAGACAUAUGAUUAGCCAUGAAGAGAGCGCAGUGUUGCGCAAAUUUAAAUGCCCACACUGUGAUAAGGCAUUUAAAUUUAAACAUCAUCUUAAGGAACACCUCCGAAUACACAGUGGAGAAAAGCCAUUUCAAUGUAAUAACUGUGGCAAGCGAUUCUCCCACUCGGGUUCAUAUUCGAGUCAUAUGACGUCAAAGAAGUGCCUCAUAGUAAACCUGAAAAAAUCAAGACAAAGCACAAUAAGUAAUAUAGAACGAACAAAUAAAAAGCCGCAGACUCAGCAAACGCAAUCACUGUCGUCUCGUAGCCGAGAAUCCGUUCUUCAUGCGUCUAAUAAUAAUACAUUUUUGCCAAUUUUACCUAAAUUAUCACCAUCUGAUUAUCAAGAUCUUCAUCGUGACAGUGGCGGCAUUUAUGAUAUGCCAACUCUUUUACCUCCAAUAGUUAACUUUAGUAGUUUAUUUCUGCAAUCAUCACUCGGUAAAAUUCUCACGCAAUUACAAACAAAGAGACUGGACGAGGUGGCAGAACAUUUUGAGUCACAUCGUGAAGCAGUGAGUCCAUCAACAGCAGAUUCUGAAGAGACUGAAGGAACUGAAGGCAAGUACUCGCCGGUUCCAAGUGAUCCUCAAGGUUUAGAUGCUGUCAGACGAAUUCUCGAGACAGUAAAUACAUCAGUGACCAAACAAUUGCUUGAAGCUAAUGUAAGGAAGUUGGCGUCUUCUCCAGAGACAAUAAAACGCGAAUGUGAUGAAGAUUAUCAAGAUCAAGACAGUGAAAUGUCAGGAGAGACGACCAAUUAUCAAGACUGGCAAACUGGUGAUCAAUACGAUAGUCAAAGUGAGGGUUUGGCUGCUAAACUCGAAGAUGCAAGCCAGUCACAAACAAAAAAAAGAGGUGUCAAAAGAAAAGCUGAAGAAGGAUUGCCUGAAAGUUCUAUAGAAGCUGACUCUGAUGAUGAUGAAGAAGUUAAUAGGACACAGACGGAACCUGGACGAAGAGUUCGUGCACGUUCUUUAAUUGAUGAUGAACAACUAGCUGUUCUUAGAGGUUACUAUGCAAUAAACCCACGUCCCAAAAAAGAAGAAAUUGAUAUGAUUGCAAAUUAUAUUAAUUUCCCUAAGAGAGUUGUUCAAGUUUGGUUUCAAAAUUCUCGUGCCCGAGAUCGAAGGGAAUCUGGUAGAAUUCCCGGUCUUGUACCAUUAGCAAGUAUUGGAAAUCAUCAAAUGUCAAUAGAACAGCCUUUAGAUUUAUCAAAAAAAGAUGUUCUUACGAAAACUUCCGUCAAAGAAAAUGAUUAUGAACCUAAAGAUAAAAAAACACCCGUCGUUGCUUCCCAAUCAGAACCAGAUGAUCUCGAAGAAUCGCCGUUAGUUAUUGAUGAAGAGACACCUGAUCAUAGUGAAAUAAAGAAAGAUGUAUCUUCCUCCAGUGACACUGUAAUUAAAACUCAUUUGAAAACUCAUGUAGAAAUUGAAAAUAAUAGACCAGUGUCAGAUGCUCCUCCUUCGACAGAGACCGAACAAGAGGGCGUGUAUGUUUGCAAUCAGUGCGAUAAGACCUUUUCUAAACAUAGUUCUCUUGCUAGACACAAAUAUGAACAUUCCGGGCAAAGACCGUAUAAAUGUGCUGAAUGUACACGAGCCUUCAAGCACAAGCAUCACUUGACGGAACACAAGCGUCUUCAUACUGGCGAAAAGCCAUUCCAAUGCUCCAAGUGCCUAAAGCGCUUCUCACACUCUGGGUCUUACAGUCAGCAUAUGAAUCACCGGUACUCUUACUGCAAACCUUAUAGAGAAUAGGACAAGAGACUUCAUUCCUUCAAGCGCUGUUUAAAGACGAAAUUUGCUCGCACGCUCAGUCAAGUAUGUAUGAAAUUUCCUUCACUCGUGACUUAACAUUUAGGUCUCUUUGUGCCUCUUGGGUACACAAGCUACGAGACACACAGACAGGGAGAGAGAGAGUUUAUUACUUUGGACAAGGUCCGAGUUAGGAUGCAAACAAGAUUGGGAUGCAGGAUAUUACAAAACAUCACAUACAACGAUUACAGUAACAUAAAACAGGGCAGUUUUAUAGAUUUUCUCAUUGAUCGAGAGUUGUUUACUUGAUCUUUAAUCUAUAUUGUAACAAAAGAAAGAAUGUUUUUUUUCAAAAUGCCUCUGCAGUUUUUCUCGUAUAACAAAGAUAAAUUUAAAUAGAGGAAAAAGUUAUUAACUAAUUAGAUUAAUACACAAAAUAAAAAUGAUGCCCAAGAAUUCAAAUGAACUCGUAAACGGUACCAAAAAGCAUAAUGCAAUAAUCUAUUAUAUAUAUAAUAAUAUAAUAAACAUAAUAUUUUAUUAUUUUUAUUGAAAAUAAAAAAAAAAUAUUAUAUAUAACACGACAAUAAUAAGGAAACUAAUUAAUGUACAAAAUUGUUAGCCGCGUUCACUAAAGUGUACAAUUAUUGUAUGACGAUUGACAAGAGACGUAAUAACAAAUUUGAGACAAAAGAUGGUCAAUCUUUAAAUUAACAGAUAAGAUUAUUAAAAAAAUAUAUACAAAUUAUUACAAAUACAAACUGAUUUAUUAAAAAAAAAGGUUCUCGCAUGACAUAAAAACCUUGCAUAUUGAUAUAAAUAUUUGCAAAUAUGCAUGAAAGGGUCAAAAUAUUGACAAAUGUUGAAAAAGAAACGAAAUAAAUAAGAGUAUAUAAAUUAUAUCUAUAUACAAAAUAUAUAUUAUAUAUAAAAAAUAGCAUUUAAGAGAGCGUUUGAAUGCAAACAAAUAAUUAUAAACUGUGAGGCUCAUUAUUUGUCCAGUAGGUUUUCGACUUUUAAAAUUUAAUUAUUAAAAAAUGAACAUAAAAAUUAAUAUCAUAAUAACGAAUAAGUUAAUAAUUGAAAACAUUAAAAAACGGAGCUUGAAUACUUGUCCAAUGCAAUAAUAUUUUUUGCAAAUUUUAAAUUUAAAUGAUCUUCAAGAACACAAGUAGAUAAAAAUAUGAAAAAUAAUUGCAAUCGUUAUUUAACUCACAUUCCUAUUUAUAAAGGCCUUUUUUUUAAAAUAAAACUCAUAGAUGGUUCAUAAAUAUAUAACAGCUUUGAUCCCGGCAUUUUCAUCUGACAAUGAUAUUCAUAAAAUCGAGCAAUUUAUACUAAAACAGCAUCAGUAUAUAAUUUAAAGAGAAACAGUCUCGCUUUAACGCUCGAAAAAUUUUUAUUAUUAUUAAUUUUUCAUGUUGAUUAAACAGCUUUGUGGAUCGGUGAAUGAUUGUGACAGAAUUUUGAAAACCAAUUUUUAAGUACUUACAAAUCUUUGUUGGUUUAAAGUUUAUUAUAAAAAUAAUUUAUAUUUUUUCAUGUAAUAUUUCAUUUAAUUGAUUAAUUGAUUUGUAUACAUUCCGGAUUAUUUUUAGAAUAGUAAUUACAUCAUUCAAUUUAAUAUUGUAUACAAAAAAAUAUUAACAAAUUGAGAUUAUGAUUAUUUUAUUCAUCAUUUACCAAUUAUAACAAUUCAGCAUGUAACAAGGUAAAAAAAAAAUUCACCGGUCUUCGUUGUCUGUUAUUGAAGAUCUAAGUAUAAUAUAAAAUGCUUCCAAUACUGUACUAUUACAUUAAAAUAUUAUAAAUACGACAAUUUAUAUGGUUCUAUAUUAUAUGGACGACUUGAUAAAGAGUAAUAAAAAAUAAUCGUCCAUUUUGAAGCUCUAUGAAUGACGAUAAUAAUAAU